AUGACUAGCCAGUCGCAGGGAAUUCAGCAGCUUCUGCAGGCAGAGAAACGUGCCAAGGACAAGCUUGAGGAGGCCAAAAAAAGAAAGGGGAAGCGACUGAGGCAAGCCAAGGAGGAAGCCACUGCAGAGAUUGACCACUACAGGCUCCAGAGGGAAAAGGAUUUCAGACACAAGCAGACACACGUGAUGGGCUCCCAAGGUGACCUGUCAGUUAAAGUAGAUGAUGAAACCUCCAAAAAGAUCCAGGAACUCACUAGGAACUAUCAUCACAACAAGGAGAGUGUUAUUGGACACCUCUUGGACAAGGUGUAUAACAUCAAUCCUCAAAUCCAUUCCAACUAUGCAUAUACAAUUUAA
Messenger RNA from Varanus komodoensis (Komodo dragon), 357 nucleotides. It is a transcript of the gene ATP6V1G3, whose product is annotated as ATPase H+ transporting V1 subunit G3. Gene Ontology annotation, cellular component: vacuolar proton-transporting V-type ATPase complex. The record is from RefSeq and is a predicted model, not a curated record. Gene Ontology annotation, molecular function: proton-transporting ATPase activity, rotational mechanism. Bases 1 to 357 code for a protein of 118 amino acids. Lineage: Eukaryota; Metazoa; Chordata; Lepidosauria; Squamata; Varanidae. The transcript is spliced from 3 exons. Gene Ontology annotation, biological process: proton transmembrane transport.